UGAAGUGGUUUACUUUUAAGCUCUACCUUUUAUCAAUAUUCCUUCCGCAAUGCCUCUGCAAUGCAGAAACCGAAAAGGUCGAAGAUCAAAUGAUAUACAGCACUUCUGUGAUGAGCAUGGUUAAGCUUUUAGAUCUGGAAGAAUCUCUAAAGGAAAACGUGGAUAUAUAUGUUCGGGAAAUGCAAGCCAAGUUGGACAUAAUUAAAUUAUUUAUAGAUUCAACAAAAAAGGAACCCAAGCUUACAACUCUAGAGAAAAAAGAAGAAUAUAUGGCUAAUCCCUUGAAUGCUUUUCCUUUGCUCAGACGCCUCAAUCAAGACUGGCCCAAGUGGCUUAAAUAUAUGAAAAUAGCCAUAGCUCCAAAUAAUACCAAGGCAAUGCAAAAACAUUUGAAGUCUGCACCUAGCCAUGAUGAUCUUAACGUGGCCCUCAAAGGUAUGACGCGUAUUGAACAAUUUUACAAUCAACAAGCAGAGGAUUUAACCAAGGGUUUUUUGUUGGAUAAGAAAUUCAACUCUUUUCUAACGUCUCCUGACUGCAUUUCCCUAGCUGAUUUCCAUUAUAAUCAAAGCCGUUUCACUGAUUCCACCCAUUGGUAUCGCAUGGCCCUAAGACUUCAUAAGAAUCCCCAAGGAAAAUUAUAUGAAAGGGUAUUGGGUUUAAAUAGGAAGAAAAUCUACAAAAAAUAUGCUCAGGCUAUGCUUAAAGAAUCCAUAACCUUGGACAAAGGUAAACCCACUGCCGCUGAGAGGGCCCAAUGGGAUGCUUUGGCCAAGCAAAUAGUUAAAAAAGACAAUUAUGACAACAUAAAAAGCUUAAUUGAUGAAUAUCUAACUGGAGAUGAGAAGAUCUUUCAAGAAGAAGCGGCCAGACAUAAGCGUAAGCCAACGAAUCUUGAGCUAGGUUGCCGUGGCGAGUGGCCAAAGCGAAUUUCCUCCGAGCUGGUGUGUCGUUACAAUAGAGAUACAUCAGCUUUCCUUAAGCUAGCACCUCUUAAAUUGGAGUUUCUAAAUAUGAAACCCUUGAUUCUGCUCUAUCAUGAUGUUUUAUAUGACAAGGAAUUUAAGGCUAUGCGAGAUAUAGCCAUUUUCAAUGCCACCAUGACCGAUGGCUGGACAUAUGUGAACUUUGACCGAAAGGGAAAGCCACAAAGACAGGACAGAGUGGUAAAAAUGAUAUCCUUUCAGGGUACAACAGCCUCGUUUACACUUGCCAUUAAUCGACGCAUUGGGGAUAUGACUGGCCUGGAGAUGCAAGAGAAUAUGGGCUUGCACCUGACCAAUUAUGGUCUGGGUGGUCAUUUUGGUAAGCAUUUGGAUUAUGUGGACUUGGCAAAGCGACCUGCAAAUUUUAGUGACCUGGGGGGUGAUCGCCUAGCAACAGCUUUGCUAUAUGCCACAGAUGUUCCCUUGGGCGGAAGCACAGUUUUUACCAAACUAAAAAUUGCCGUAAAACCCAAAAAGGGCAACGCUUUGAUCUGGUUUAAUCUGGACCAUGCUGGAAAUCCCGAGCCUCUGAGCGAACAUUCAGCUUGUCCUGUGGUGAAGGGCUCCCGUUGGACUAUUUCCAAAUGGAUACAGGAACGGCAACAGAUGUUCAAGAAACCUUGUUUAGCCUUAGCUUAGGAAUCACACUAUGUCACUCUAUUAGAGGCGUCAUUAAAUAAACAGCUCACAAUGUGAAUGCAAAUGGAAGAAAAUCUCCCACUGCCGGCCAAGGCCUCCUCUAGUCUGGGGUGUCGCUUUCAUUGUUUGCCAUAAAAA
Molecule: messenger RNA, 1763 nt
Organism: Drosophila kikkawai
Lineage: Eukaryota; Metazoa; Arthropoda; Insecta; Diptera; Drosophilidae
Product: prolyl 4-hydroxylase subunit alpha-1
Biological process (GO): peptidyl-proline hydroxylation to 4-hydroxy-L-proline
Cellular component (GO): endoplasmic reticulum
Molecular function (GO): protein binding; iron ion binding; procollagen-proline 4-dioxygenase activity
Source: RefSeq, a predicted model, not a curated record